Molecule: messenger RNA, 8251 nt
Organism: Lymnaea stagnalis (great pond snail)
Lineage: Eukaryota; Metazoa; Mollusca; Gastropoda; Lymnaeidae
Source: the annotation of a GenBank genome assembly
UUGGCCCCUGUUAUCGCUAUUGCCACGUAAUCGGGAAUUCCAAGUGUUGUUUUGAAAAUUGGCACGUUUUUAGAUCUAGCAAUUGUGUAACGGCUUGUUACAACUGCAUUCAGCCUAAAUUUAUUAACUGCUUAAUGUAUUUACAAUUAUUGUAGCCGUGGAGAAGUAGAAAAUAGAUAUUUUCUUUAAUGUGUAUAGCAUCAUAAAUUCUUCAUCUAGGUUUAUAGUUACAGCAACAGUCAUAAUCAAGUCAAGACAAAACUCAGCCAUGUCUUCUACGGAUGGGACACUUAGAGAAUCCAACAGAAAUGCCAAAAAACGAUCAGGUUAGUUUUAAAUUACAAUCUAUAUUAUUGUAGGGCUCACACGAUGAGAAAACGGGUUACCGGAAAUUUGAUCGAAAGAAAUUUCGUCGACGGUAAAAAUGAUCGACGGAAAUUCGAUCGAACGGAAAUUUGGUCGAAUCUUUUUUUCAGUUCACACGUUAAAAUUUUCGUCGAUUUUCUUUUUGAACGCACUCUACUUUAUAGUAAAACAAAAUAAUGCAUUCAAAAAGACCUGUCCACUCAGACCCAUGCAUUCAGACCCAUGCACUCAGACCCAUCCACUCAGACUCAUUCAAUGAGACCCAUGCUCUCAGACCCAUCCACUCAGACCCAUCCAGUCAAAGCCAUCCACUCAGACCCAUUCACUGAAACCCAUCCACUCCGACUCAUUCAAUGAGACCCAUGCUCUCUGACCCAUGUAUUCAUACCAAUCCACUCAAACCCAUGCAUUCAUACUAAUCCACUCAGAUUCAUUCAUUCAUACUAAUCCACUUAGACUCAUGUAUUCAUACCAAUCCACUUAAACCCAUGCAUUCAUACCAAUCCACUCAGUCUCAUGCAUUCAUACAAAUCCACUCAGACCCAUGCAUUCAUACCAAUCCACUCAGACCCAUUCACUCAAACCCAUUCACUCAGACCCAUCAACUUAGACCUGUCCACUCAGACCCAUGCAUUCAGUUCCGUCCACUCAGACCCAUCCACUCGGACCCAUCAACUCAGACCCGUCAACUCAGACCCAUCAACUCGGAUCUACAGUUUGUGUACUACCGUGUAAGCUAAUAUCUGCUAUUUUGUCUGUGUCUAGCAAGUCCAUCGAAACAAGAGCAACAAGGACGUGAAUCAGCAAAGCGGAGAGAAAUACGCAGUGAUUAUCAAAAGGUAAAAUCUUCAGAAAUAUCCCUUAGUAUGUGAGUCAUCAAGAUGAUUUGAAAAUACACUAAAAUCAAAACAUGGCAUGUGUAUGUUAAAUUACAUACACAUCUACCAAAGUUAUAAUAAAUACUCAUUUAAAACAGGAGUGUUAAACAGGCAUUCACUUAACUGAUAUAUAAAACACAUUUUGCUUCACCUUCCUUUCACAUUUAAAUAACAAACAAACAAAAGGUACACUAAGAUAAGUAAGGCUAGAUAUACAAACCCCGUAACAAAAUGUAAUGUAAAAAAAACACACAUAAAAUACUUUUGAGUUUUGUAAUUAACUUUAUUAUAGGAAAGUCAUCACUGUUGGUUGUUGAUAUGUUUUAACAUCAAUGGUGUAGUUAUUUAACAAUGUUAUGUUUGUCUUUUAUAGCGUUGCUGUGAGCUAGAUUUAGGAGCGUGAAUUUGUGUUGUGUGGGGGGGGGGGGGGGGGGGGGGGGGAGUUACCGGUCGUGAGAGGUUUCGUGUGUUGUAGGUCGUGUGUUCUGAUGGCGGGGUCAAUGCGUGGGUCAGAUCGUCCGUCAGUUCGUGGGGUCAGUUCGUGGGGUCAGUUCGUGGCUGCGGGUGUACACUGAGUGUUCGUUGUUUAGUAGAGAAAUUUUAAUAAAGAGAGUGGUGUGUUAGGUUAGGUUGGUGUGUUCAUCAUCUUGUUUUGCUGUUAGGCGAGAAAUCGGGAGUUGGUUAGCGUGACAGUGCAAGUGCUAGCUGUCAAGAGUAAGGUCAGUUGGCUAGCGUGAUAGUGCAGGUGCUGGCUGUAAAGAGUAAGGUCAGUUGGCUAGCGUGAUAGUGCAGGUGCUGGCUGUCAAGAGUAAGGUCAGUUGGCUAGCGUGAUAGUGCAGGUGCUGGCUGUCAAGAGUAAGGUCAGUUGAUUAACGUGAUAGUGCAAGUGCUAGCUGUCAAGAGUAAGGUCAGUUGGUUAGCGUGAUAGUGCAAGUGCUAGCUGUCAAGAGUAAGGUCAGUUGGUUAGCGUGAUAGUGCAAGUGCUAGCUCUCAAGAGUAAGGUCAGUUGGUUAGCGUGAUAGUGCAAGUGCUAGCUGUCAAGAGUAAGGUCAGUUGGUUAGCGUGAUAGUGCAAGUGCUAGCUGUCAAGAGUAAGGUCAGUUGGUUAGCGUGAUAGUGCAAGUGAUAGCUGUCAAGAGUAAGGUCAGUUGGUUAGCGUGAUAGUGCAAGUGUUUGUUGUCGAUAGUAAGAUCAGUUGGUUGGCAUGAUAGCGAAGAUAGUUGAUAUGUUUAAGAUUCAUAGCGAUGUUAGUUGAUAUGUAUAAGAUUCAUAGCGAUGUUAGUUGAUAUGUUUAAGAUUCAUAGCGAUGUUAGUUGAUAUGUUUAAGAUUCAUAGCGAUGUUAAGUGAUAUGUUUAAGAUUCAUAGCGAUGUUAAGUGAUAUGUUUAAGAUUCAUAGCGAUGUUAAGUGAUAUGUUUAAGAUUCAUAGCGAUGUUAAGUGAUAUGUUUAAGAUUCAAAGCGAUGUUAGUUGAUAUGUUUAAGAUUCAUAGCGAUGUUAGUUGAUAUGUUUAAGAUUCAUAGCGAUGUUAGUUAAUAUGUUUAAGAUUCAUAGCUAUGUUAGUUGAUAUGUUUAAGUUUCAUAGCGAUGUUAGUUGAUAUGUUUAAGAUUCAUAGCGAUGUUAGUUGGUUGAUAUGUUUAAGAUUCAUAGCGAUGUUAGUUGAUAUGUUUAAGAUUCAUAGCGAUGUUAGUUGAUAUGUUUAAGAUUCAUAGCGAUGUUAGUUGAUAUGUUUAAUACUUAUAUUGUUGUUAGUUAAAAAUGUUAUGCUUAUCAUUUAUAUCUUUUAUUUCCACAAAGGUUGAGCCAAACUCUGAUCAAGAAAAUAUGGAGAGGGCAUACGAACUGGACAUGGACAUUCUGCAAACUGGUACGUUUUGUAAAUAGAACCAAGACAUAAUCAUACAACUUCAUCAACAUAACACUAUGUUAUUUUAGUUAUAUAACGUGCUGUUCAAUGGUUACUCAGCAUAAUUUCUAUUUCAAUCUUUAAAAAAAAAAAAAAACUUGUUGAAUUUGUGCAUUUGUAUACCAAUAAAACUGUUGUUUUUUUAUAAAGAUAUUUAACAUGCAAGCUGAUCUAUUAAUUCCGUUAUUUUGAGUGCUUGGCUUGAGGUAAGGGUUCCGUUGAAAUAGGGGCGUAACAACAAACAGUGGUGUCCUUGCAGGACCUUAACCCUAUAGCUAUGUCAAGAACAAAAUUUCUAUGGCGUCAAGCCAUUUUUAGCAAUUUCAUAUGCUUGUCAAACAUUACGAAAACGCCAGAGUAAAUCCAUUCAGAGACCCUUACAACUUACAGGUAUCAAGUUUCUGAGAGUAAUUAGAAAAGGUAUUUUAUGGUUUGAAAAGAAUUUGUUUUUAUAUUUUGUAUGUUGAAAUUGACCUUGACCUUUGCAGAGUGGGUAAAAUUUUACACCACAUCUUCUUAAUUCAACACACCCUAAAUACUCUAUAAAUUGUUCAAAAUUUCAUAAAAUCAAGUUUUUUGAUAUACUAGAAGCAACAUUCGUUCAGAAAAUGACAAUUUAUAGUUACUUGUAUGGAAAAUUGUGAUAUUGGUGAAUUCUUUCAUUGACUACAAUCAAAUUUCUCUCAUACAAAACACAAGGGGGGGGGGGGGGGGGGGGGGGGGGGCACAACAUGAGUUCAAAAAUUCCUUUUUUUUUAAAUUUAUUAAGUCCUUUGUUUAUAAUUUAUUAUUCCAGAACAUAUACAAACAAAAAAAUCUUAAGGGAAGAUCUUUGGAAUCAAACUUGUGUCUUUAGGGGGGGGGGGGGGGGGGGGUUGGGAGGAGGCACAACAUGAGUUCAAAAAUUCCUUUUUAUUUAAAUUUAUUAAGUCCAUUGUUUAUUAAUUAAUACUCCAGAACAUAUACAAACAAAAAUAUCUUAGAGGUAGAUCUUUGGGAUCAAACUUGUGUCUUUUUCAUGUUCGAUCUCUACACUUUCCCAAACGAAUUUGUCUCUAGCAAUACGACAAUACAAUAACAUUGUCAAUAUCUGACUCUUAUCUCGAAAUCAUCGCUAGCGCCUAUGCUGUCAUAUCUUUGCUUUCAUUUUAAUAUAUUUUAAAUGAUUCCAAUAAAGAAAUUAUGUUUUAAUUUCAAGAGACGUUAUGGCGGUGAAAUAAUUUGAGAAAAUGUCCCACCUGAUUAACCCCCCCNCCCCCCCCCCCCCCCCCCCCCAAAAAAAAAAUACACAAAAAACAAGUUACGGAUAAAGGCACAUAAACAGACUGAGAAUGUAACGGAAAUAGGAAGAAAACUCAUUAUAUGGAAUGAUUUCCCUCUUAAAAAACAAACAUUAAAGCAAUUCGCAUAUAUAAUUACGAUUUUGCUAACGGCCGAUCAUCGGCCUUUAUGACAGUUAUAGGGCUAAUGUUUCCGUCCUGUCACAUUCCAAUAUAUUUGAUUAGUUUACGUUCCUCUUAUUCUUUUAAAGGUGGUUCUUAAGUCCUCAUACGCCAAAUUAAAAGCAAGUCCUUUUCAAUUAGAAAUAAAAAAUUUCAUCUAUAAAUAUAUAUAACAUUAGAGAGUACCCGGCAUGCUUUACAAUGUCACUUAAAGUAUGUUUUAUAUAGACAAUAAGUUUUGUUUGAUCCAUCCAUUUUGUGGGCACAGCGAUAAAUUAGAACACUUUUCGAAGCAUGAGCAGGCUACAUACCGCUGUCUAUGUUAGAAGCAUGUAUUUUGAAAAUUGAAUCCACAGACUUGUAGCAAUGGAUUGAAAUAAUAUAUAUAGACUAGAGCUCAUAUAACCCAAAAAAAACAACAACUGAAUUAAGGGUCGGCGGCCCAAAAUGGAAUAUUGUAAAAUCUUUGCACUUAUUCAGAAACAUUUGCAGGCGUUCACAAAAGAACUCGCCAAAGAUGUAUCUCAUUCGGAUGAUUUAUUAAGGAAUUCAUAAGGAAAUUAUAUUUAAAUCAGCUCAUAUAAGAAAAAAAAACAAUUUCAGUGCCCCCCCCCCCGGCCAAAACCGGAACAUGGUAAAAUGGUUGUACAUACCAAAUUAUGUCACACACAAACAGAAAUGUUGUUAUUUAUAUUUAAUUAAAAUUUCAUCCACCCAUGCAGUAGCUCUGUUUUAAAUUAUAUUUAUAGAACUCGUAUAAGAAAAGACAAUUCAGGAAAUUAAGGGUCGCCAAAAUGGAAUAUUGUAAAAUGGUUGUAAUAUUUUAGAAAAUUUGCGGGCGUGCGGAAAACAACUCACCAAAUUUUAUCGCAAUCGUAUGAAUGAUUUAAGAGCACAUACGGGACAUAUAUAUAUAUACAAACAUUAAUUUUAUAUAUAUACACAUAAUGUACAUUUCAUGAAACACAUGUAUUGCCCUGCUCGCAAUAAGAGAGAAUAAUACACAACAAUCCGCUAACAAGGAUGUCUCGACUAACCAAGUGGCUAUUCGGACCCGUGUCCGAGAAGUUAAAGGUGGGGAUUAAAAUUUAAAAUAAAUAUAUUAUUGUUCGGUUGUGAGACUAAAUUUGGUAUCAAAUGAAAGAUAAUUGAAUAGACUAUAUGUUUGUAAACUUAAUUCUUCAGUUUAACUAAAGUAAAAUUACACAAUUGACAUCCGAAUGGCAUUGAGUCUAAAGGGACCCGGGUCCGAAUAGCGGCGAUUCGUUUCCGCUUCUAUUUUGACUAAAUGCUAUUCGGAUGUCCUUUGUGGUAGUUUGUUUUAGUUAAACUGACUAUAUGUUUGUAAUAGUCCAUUCAAUUCUCUUUCAUUUGAUACCUAAUUUUGUCUUACAACCCUACAAUAAUUUUUAAAUAUUUUUAAUAAAACCCAAACUCUAACUUCUCGGACCCGGGUCCGAAUAGCCGCAGCCCUCGUCUAAAGCUGACGAAUAAGCACGUAAGCCAAGACCGACUAGACUAUACGUCAUAAUUAUCAUAAAAAUGUGACACCAAGUAAAUAGCGGGAAAAGGCGUUCAUUACAUAAUAAUUCUCCUUAAAGACACCUUGCACAAUAAAACACAUUAUCUAGUUCACAAUAACUAUUAAUGAACUCCCAUGGCUUGACACGCCCCUUAAUAGCGAAAACCAUUUUUUUAAAAAGCAUACAUAAGCCAUUUUUAAUGUACGGGGAGAACCAAAAAAUGCCCCCCCCCCCCAAACCAACAGGACAUUAUUGUAAUGGCAUACAUUAUAAUAAACAGAUUUGAAAAAAACAACACAUAAGGAAAAGGCGUUCCAUACAUAAUAAUUCUCCUUAAAGACACCUUGCACAAUAAAAAACAUUAUCUAGUUCACAAUAACUAUUAAUGAACUCCCAUGGCUUGACACGCCCCUUAAUAGCAAAAACCAUUUUUUUAAAAAGCAUACAUAAGCCAUUUUUAAUGUACGGGGAGAACCAAAAAAUGCCCCCCCCCCCAAACCAACAGGACAUUAUUGUAAUGGCAUACAUUAUAAUAAACAGAUUUGAAAAAAACAACACAUAUCAUCAUGACAAUGUCAACUCAUUUGACUUUCACUUUCAGAACUUGCUGACGAUGAGCCAGACUGCAGGUUUGCUGAGUCAUCGAGUUUUCUUAACUAUCAGUGUACUAAGGGCAACCACAAGGAUUACGUCCCCAUAGACUCGCUUUUCUAUCCUACACUGCCUGAAGCUUAUGAAAGGGAGGACAUUGCGUCCGUCGUCAAAGCUCUGGGUAAACUUGUUGUUAAAAUUGAAGUUAACCAUUCAAGUCCCAGAAGGCCUAAGUUAUUCCCAGGGAAAAAUGCAAAAUUUCCGAAAGGACAUUGCCGUGCGACAGGAAAAAUAAUCUUCUCUGAAAGGAAACGGGAUUUUGGUCAGGAAUGGGGUGAGAUUAAAAUAGCCACUAGCAGCCAUGUUGUUUUUGAUCAGAGUGAAGCUGAACACACGACUUGCAUCUUAAAUUUUGACAAUGCAGAUUCUGAAGUCGUCAAACUGAAAUGUACCAAAGUUACAUAUGUUAACACUGAGCAAGAUAAUUGUUUGUUAAUCUGUAAAACCGGUGAUAUGAAUCUUGUCAAACAGCUAAUGGAUAAUAUUUAUGAUUUUGUUAAUACGCAUAAAGAAUUGCAUGAAAAAUAUAGAAAUUUGCCUAAGAACGAUCUAGUUCUCACGGUGUCUCAUCCCCAUGGUCAUACAAAACAAGUUUCCAUCGGUUCGUAUGCUGAACCAGAUAAAAACAAAUAUCACCUCACCACAUGCAAAGGUAGUAGUGGAGCGCCUAUUUACAGGUUAAAUCAAGAGAAAGUGUGGGUCCUUGAAGUGCAUAGCGGCUCAGCAGAUGGAUUAGCUGUAAGUGGCUUACAACUGAACAAAUAAAAUGAACACAAAUAUAUAUAGAAGAAAAAAAAAAUGAUAUAACAAAAUUCUAUUUUUAAAAUAAAAUGAACUAAAUUUGAAUCAACAAUUGAUUGUCAAUGUUAAGAAAUUCAAAACACAUUUCAGAGGAAAGCAUGAAGAACAAUAGAACAAACGUUUUGACUGGACAUUUUUAACAACAAAAUAAGGCAUCUGAGAAUAACUAAUAACGUCCAAUUGUCACACUGCUUUGCAUGUUUUUUAGAGAACUGAGUCUUUUAGAAAUUAUUCAAAUCAAAUAGCGGGAUAUAGUUUCUUUGAUAACAAAAAUUCAUUGUCAUUUUUCAUGUUUUUCAAAACACUUUUUGGAGUAAAUAUAUUUUGCCCCAUUUUUUACGGUAAUUAUGUGAAUGUUUAUAAUUGAGAAUAAUUAAUAUUCAAUAAAGAUGUUUUGCACAUAUGAAUAUAUAAAUCAUGAUAAAUUGAUUUGUUCUGUCAUUGCUAAUGUACAAUAGUAAAAUACAUACAAUUUCUUUCUAGAUCACUAAAGUGAAGAUAACUCCCACUGAGUUACAUUUUAAAAACGCAUGAUUUUUAAUCACAAGUGGAACGUCAAUUGUAUAUACAUUUUAUAUCAUAAUAUGUGUCACUUUUCAUAGAUAAAAUUUAAACCAAAAGUAACAACUAAUUUCUAUCACAUUAGUGUGAUAUAGUGAAACUAAGAGUAAUUAUAAUCUGUUGGG